This is a messenger RNA of Trypanosoma cruzi, 645 nucleotides long. RefSeq names its product lipase, putative. The transcript has a single exon. NCBI's taxonomy places the organism in Eukaryota, Euglenozoa, Kinetoplastea, Trypanosomatida, Trypanosomatidae. The coding region runs from base 1 to 645 and encodes 214 amino acids. The record is from RefSeq and is a predicted model, not a curated record. Gene Ontology annotation, biological process: lipid metabolic process.
AUGUGGGGGUACCUACAGGAACUGUGCGGGGGGAAAGGAAUCGAGGGAAUUCUCAUCACUGGACACAGCCUUGGCGGCGCCAUGGCUACACUCGCUGCUGCCAAUUUUAUGUCGCAGAAUUCGUUGUUUACCAGUGCACUGAAGGUUUUGCUGUACACGUUUGGGCAGCCGCGCGUGGGAAACGAGGCAUUCGUCAACUGGCUUCUUGCAUCGUUUUGCCGCGGCGGCCAUGAGUCGUACCGCGUGACGCAUAAGCGGGAUCCUGUGCCCCACGUUCCCCCCAUGUUCGUUGGGUAUUUACACGUUCCCAAUGAGGUAUGGUACGACAAUGACGGGGACACGGUGCACAAGAACUGCAAUGAUGUCUUUGGCACACCGUGUUCUGCUUUGACCGCCGAUGAGGACCCCAAUUGCAGUGGCAGCAUCGUUCCCACUUCCAUUGAGGACCACCUGAAGUAUCUGGGUGUGUGUACACGCUGUUCAUGCGAUCCCGGGGAAGCAAUGAGCGACGAGGAGCUUCGCCUCCCACCCGAACUUGAAUGGAUUGUUGCAAUGGACUACGUUUAUCAGCAAUCGAGAAAUAUGAGGCGUUUUCCGUUUUCCUCACGCUUUACAAGGAGCCUUGAAGCCCGCAGAAGAAAAUGA